Penicillium subrubescens is the source of this 2439-nucleotide messenger RNA. RefSeq lists its product as uncharacterized. The transcript is spliced from 2 exons. Gene Ontology annotation, molecular function: alpha-glucuronidase activity. Gene Ontology annotation, cellular component: extracellular region. Bases 1 to 2439 code for a protein of 812 amino acids. Lineage: Eukaryota; Fungi; Ascomycota; Eurotiomycetes; Eurotiales; Aspergillaceae. Gene Ontology annotation, biological process: xylan catabolic process. The record is from RefSeq and is a predicted model, not a curated record.
AUGAAGAUUGAGAGUGGCCUCGAUGGAUGGCUACGGUACGCCGAGCUUCCCACGGAAUCUAGAAAGACAGCCCGGCAUUAUUCUGGCAUCAUUGUUCUUGACAGGGACGAGACGAGCCCCGUUUAUACAGCAGGAAAAGAGCUGCAAGAUGGUCUAAACCGCAUUCUUGGCCAGCGUGUCGAUAUUGACUUCGAAUUGCCCAGUCAAUCUUCAUCAUUGAUCGUCGUCGGUACUAUUGACUCGUUCUCUGCCGCUGGUGGGAAUAUCAAGGAAAUUCCCGCCCUCAAAGAGGAUGGCUUUUGGCUGGAUACCCACGCCGACAACAACUGUACCCACAUAAUCGGUCAGAACGAACGUGGUGCUAUCUACGGUGCUUUUGAAUACCUCAUGCGCCUGGCACAAGGGAAUUUCGGUCCUGUCGCGUCUGCAAACAACCCGAGCGCCCCUAUCCGAUGGGUGAAUCAGUGGGACAACCUGGAUGGAAGUAUCGAACGAGGUUAUGCGGGGCCGUCCAUCUUUUUCCGAGAUGGUGAAGUGGUUGAUGAUAUGACCCGCACUGCUCAGUUUGCUCGUCUCCUCUCGUCCAUUCGUGUCAAUGCUGUGGUCGUCAACAACGUGAAUGCCAACCCCAAGCUUUUCAGUGAGACAAACCUCGAUGGCCUCCAACGCAUUGCAAAUGCCAUGCGUCCGUGGGGAGUACGCAUUGGUAUCUCACUAUACUUUGACUCGCCUAAGGAAUUUGGUGGUCUACCUACUUCUGACCCAUUAGACCCUGCGGUCAACAGCUGGUGGAAGGAGAUCACAGCCAAGCUGUAUGACAAGGUUCCCGAUCUCGUCGGCUACACGAUCAAGGCCAACUCCGAGGGCCAGCCAGGACCCCUGACGUACCAACGUACCUUGGCUGACGGUGUUAACAUGUUUGCCCGAGCUUUGAAACCUCAUGGUGACGGUGUCGUCAUGUACCGUGCGUUCGUGUAUAACCACCAUCUCGACGAGUCUGUAUGGGAACACGAUCGCGCCAAUGCAGCGGUUGACUACUUCAAAGAGCUCGAUGGGGAGUUUGACGACAAUGUCAUAGUGCAGAUUAAAUGGGGCCCUAUUGAUUUCCAGGUCCGCGAGCCACCCUCUCCAUUGUUGGCCAACCUUCGCAAGACCAAAGCUGCCAUCGAGUUUCAGGUCGCGCAGGAGUAUCUCGGCCAACAGUCACAUUUCGUUUAUAUGGCUCCGCUGUGGAGAGAAGUACUCGAUUUCGACAUGAGGAUUGAUGGUAAGGCCUCUCACAUCCGCGAUAUUUUCUCUGGUGAACGUCUUGGGUGGAAUCGCAGCGGCUACACCACAGUCCAAGCGACACAACCUGGAUUGGGCAUCAUCUAUCUCUCUCUAACUUACCCAGUCUUGAUCGUUCAAGAAUGGACACGUCUCACCUUUGGCCUCGACAAAACCGUCGUCGACACCAUCACUAAGAUAUCCAUGGAGUCUUGGCCUACUUAUGAAAAUUAUAGCGGAAAUCUGGGUAUCCAGACUCUCUGCGACAUUAUCUACACCCACUAUGGUCUGAGCCCAGGCUCCCAGGAUGGUAACGGAUGGGGUCAAUGGACACGUGCCAACGCACAUUCAAUUGGCAUGGAUCGUACUGUCGCUACCGGGUCUGGUAAUUCAGGCCAAUACCCACCUGAAGUUGCCGCGAUAUACGAGAAUAUCGAAACAACUCCUGAUAAUCUUCUCCUUUGGUUCCACCAUGUGCCUUACACCCAUCGUUUGAAGUCUGGCAAAACGGUUAUCCAACAUUUUUACGACGCACACUACGAGGGUGCAGCAAAUGCGCAGAGGUUCCCAGUGGAGUGGGCAAAAUUGAAGGGCCUCAUUGACGAUCAUCGCUUUGAACAUGUGGCGUUCAAAUUGCAGUAUCAGGCCGGUCAUGCCCUUGUCUGGCGGGACAGCGUCAACUAUUUCUAUUUCGCAAAGUGUGGGAUUCCAGAUGAGAAGAAUCGCGUCGGCAACCACAAAUGGCGUAUUGAAGCCGAGGAUAUGGAGUUGUCUGGUUACAAGGUUGUUUCUGUCACACCUGCCGAAGCGGCGUCUGGGGGGAAGGCCAUCAUUACCAGAUCAAACGAUGCGCCUGGAUCUGCCCAGAAGGAACUUCUAUUCCCAUCCGGUAUAUAUGAUAUUGCUGUCAAUUACUAUGAUCAUCUGGGUGGACGGGCCAAGUACGAGAUCUUCCUUGGAGAGAAGUUGAUUGGAGCCUGGACUGGUGAUUUGGAGGACAGGCUUGGACACGAUUUCUCAGAGUAUUUGGAUGGCCACUCGGCAACUAGGGUCACUUUCUGCGGAAUAAAGAUGGAAAAGGGGGACCUCCUCAAAAUCGUUGGUCAGCCUGAUGGCAGGGAACUCGCUCCAUUAGACUAUGUUUCCGUUUUGCCCGAGGGUACCAUUGAUUGA